This is a messenger RNA of Elephantulus edwardii (Cape elephant shrew), 2346 nucleotides long. It is a transcript of the gene ADAM28, whose product is annotated as ADAM metallopeptidase domain 28. Gene Ontology annotation, biological process: proteolysis. The record is from RefSeq and is a predicted model, not a curated record. NCBI's taxonomy places the organism in Eukaryota, Metazoa, Chordata, Mammalia, Macroscelidea, Macroscelididae. The transcript is spliced from 23 exons. Bases 1 to 2346 code for a protein of 781 amino acids. Gene Ontology annotation, cellular component: plasma membrane. Gene Ontology annotation, molecular function: metalloendopeptidase activity.
AUGCUGCAGGGGCUUCUUCUGAUGACCACUUUCCUCUUUUCUCCAAUUCCAGUAAGUGCUAUAAAAGAAGUUCCAGGGAUAAAGAUUUAUGAAGUAGUUUAUCCCAGAAGACUUCAUCCACUUUAUAAAAGAGAAGCAAAAAAUAUUACAAAGCCAAAUCAACAGGACAAAUUUGAAACUGAAUUGCAGUAUAAAAUGACAGUUAAUGGAAAAAUUGUGGUACUUCAUUUGAAAAAAACCAAGGAUCUCUUUGCAUCAGAUUACACAGAAACAUAUUACAAUUGCACUGGAAAGGAGGUCACCACCAGCCCUCAGAUAAUGGAUGACUGUUACUACCAAGGGCAUAUUAUUAAUGAAAAGGCUUCUGAUGCUAGUAUCAGCACAUGUAGGGGGCUAAGAGGUUACUUCAGCCAGGGGGAUCAAAGAUACUUCAUUGAACCUCUAAGCCCCUCCGAUCAGGAUGAACAAGGGCAUGCACUGUUCAAGCAUGACCCUGAUGAAACAAAGGCUAACAGCUCCUGUGGGAUGGAGGAUGUGAUUUGGGGACAUGAAUCUCGGAAGUUUGUGGUCCCACCUGCCUCAAGACUAGUUAAAAUGAACAACCAGAAAGUUCAGAGAGAUAAGAAAUACAUAGAAUAUUAUUUGGUCUUGGAUAAUGGUGAGUUUAAAAAGUAUAAUGAAAAUCCUGAGGAAAUAAGAAAGAGAGUAUUUGAUAUGGUCAAUUAUGUCAACAUGCUUUAUAAAAAACUCAAUACUCACGUGGCCUUAGUUGGCAUGGAAAUAUGGACAGAUGAAGAUAAGAUAAAGAUAACCCCAAAUGCAAGCUAUACCUUGGAAAAUUUUUCUAAAUGGAGAGGGAAUAUCCUCCCAAGACGAAAGCGCCAUGAUAUUGCUCAGUUAAUCACGGCAACAGAACUUUCUGGGACAACUGUGGGCCUUGCUUUCAUGUCUACAAUGUGCUCUCCUUAUCAUUCUGUUGGCAUUGUUCAGGAUCACAGUGACAACCUGCUUAGAGUUGCAGGGACAAUGGCCCAUGAAAUGGGUCAUAACUUUGGAAUGUUUCAUGACUCCUACGUGUGUAAGUGCCCUUCUACAAUAUGUGUGAUGGACAAAGCACUGAGCUUCUAUAUACCCACAGAUUUUAGUUCCUGCAGCCGGGUCAGCUAUGACAAGUUCUUUGAAGAUAGAUUAUCAAAUUGCCUCUCUAAUGCUCCACUGCCUACAGAUAUCAUCUCAACUCCAAUAUGUGGAAACCAGUUGGUAGAAAUAGGAGAAGACUGUGAUUGUGGGACUCCUGAGGAAUGUACUAACAUUUGCUGUGAUGCUAAAACAUGUAAAAUCAAAACGAAGUUUCAGUGUGCAUUAGGAGAAUGCUGUGACAAAUGCCACCUUAAAGCAGCUGGCACUGUCUGCAGACCAGCAAAAGAUGAAUGUGACCUGCCUGAAAUGUGUGAUGGUAAAUCUAACAAUUGCCCUGCUGAUAGAUUCCGAGUCAAUGGCUUCCCUUGCCAAAAUGGAAGAGGCUACUGCUUGAUGGGAACAUGCCCCACACUGCAGGAGCAGUGUACUAGGAUGUGGGGACCAGGAACUGAGGUUGCAGAUAAGUCAUGUUACAGCAGGAAUGAAAUUGGGUCAAAAUAUGGGUAUUGUCGCAAGGUGGAUGACACACUCAUUCCCUGUAAAGCAAAUGAUUCCAUGUGUGGGAAGUUGUUCUGUCAAGGUGGAUCAGAUAAUUUGCCAUGGAAAGGAGGUAUAGUAACUUUCCUGAAAUGUAAAACAUUUAUUCCGGAAGAUACCACUCAAGAAAUAGGCAUGGUGGCCAAUGGAACGAAAUGUGGAAAUAAGAAGGUUUGUAUUAAUGCAGAAUGUGUGGAUAUUGAGAGAGCCUACAAAUCUACCAAUUGUUCAUCUAAAUGCAAAGGACAUGCUGUGUGUGACCAUGAGCUGCAGUGUCAAUGUAAAGAAGGGUGGGCACCGCCGGAUUGCGAUGACUCCACAAUGGUCUUCCACUUCUCCAUUGUGGUUGGGGUGUUGUUCCCAGUGGCAGUUAUAUUUGUGGUGGUUGCUAUUGUAAUUCGACACCAAACUAGAAGGAAGCAGAAGAAAGUUCAGAGGCCAUUGUCCCGCUCUGAAACAAAACCCAACAAACAGAAGAGGAAACCCCAGAUGGCGAAAGCUGUUCAACCACAGGAGAUGAAUCAGAUGAAGCCCCCUGUGUCUGAACUACCGAUAGAAGACACUGAGCCUCCAGCUUCUUUUCUACUUACGAAGCCAAAUUUUCCACCACCACCAAUUCCUACAUCUGUAUCAUCUUCCUCUUUCCUUCUAUCUUGUGAUAAUAAGUAA